UACAAGUAUGAUAAGCUUAAUUUGAUGUUCAUGGCAGAGGAUUCCAAGAAAAUUUAUGACUAAACAUGGCAAGAACCUAGCCAACCUUGUAUUUCUCAAUGUUCCAAGUGGUGCAGUAUGGAAAGUUGAAUUGAUGAACUCUAAUGAAGAAGUUUGGUUAUCCAAUGGCUGGAAAGACUUCACACAAUAUUAUUCGAUUCGCUUUGGACACCUUUUGGUAUUCAGAUAUGACGGGAAUUCCAAUUUUCAUGUCAUUAUAUUUGAUAUGAGUGCUUCAGAGAUUGAAUAUCCAUCCAAUCCCACCCAAAAAUUGCAAUUGCUUGAAACAGAAGAAGACAUUGAAAUAGAUGACUCUGUUGAAAUCUUGGAAGAUUUUCCCACACAGCAAACAAAAGUGGAGGAAGUUUCUGAGACGGAUGAACUUGAGAGAGAUUCUUCAAUUGAAAUUUUGGAUGUUUUUCCUAAAUGCCAAACAAGUAGGGCUGCAGAUAUGGAGAAAGAUGGCUCUGUUGAAGUGAAGAGAUCCAAUCUAAGAUGUAAAAUGGAGAACUUCGAUGGGUUCAAGCUUCCGAAUUUAAAAAAUGAUGUGAAGCCUCCUUGUUUGACACGCGAAAUUAAGAAAGAACAUAGCGGAGGCACGUCCAUUGAUGGGAAAGCUAGAGCCCUCCAAAGAGCCAAAGCUUUUAAAUCUGAAAACCCUUUCUUCAUGGUUUCUAUGCACCCAUCAUAUGUUUGUUUCAGAUUCAAUUUGAAUGUACCAUUAGCAUUUGCGAUGAAACAUUUCAGCGUGAAGCAGAGAGAUGUCAUACUAAGGCUUUCUGAUGGGAGAGCAUGGACUGUGAAUUGCUACUGUCAUCUGAAUGGAAAAUGCAAAUUUGGUUGGGCUUCAUUUGUGCGAGACAACAAUUUAAAAGUAGGCGAUGUCUGCAUCUUUGAGUUGAUCGACGCCACUGAAGUUUGUCUGAAUGUCACAAUAUUUCGAGCAGUGUAUUAAUAUAUCAGAGUGUUUUGAGAGUUGAAGACAGAAUGCAAAAAGAUGUGGUAAAAUUUUCAUUAAGUGCUAUUUUGAAAUGUAUGAUCAUACAAAGAUACGUAUGUGUUUACAUGUUUUGCGAGUGUUUUGAUCAACAUGUUCUUGCGUCCUGUUUUUCAAUGUUUUGAUUGUCUACUCUUUCAUAUCACCUUGGGCCUUUGCUAACAAACCUUAUUAAAGAUUAUAUGUCUAUGGUUACUUGGAAUCACUAGUUUUGCAAUUCGCUUCAGAAUUAUAUGUCUAUGUUUGU
Messenger RNA from Camellia sinensis, 1283 nucleotides. RefSeq names its product B3 domain-containing transcription factor VRN1. Gene Ontology annotation, molecular function: DNA binding. NCBI's taxonomy places the organism in Eukaryota, Viridiplantae, Streptophyta, Magnoliopsida, Ericales, Theaceae. The record is from RefSeq and is a predicted model, not a curated record.